Molecule: messenger RNA, 1335 nt
Organism: Danaus chrysippus (African queen)
Lineage: Eukaryota; Metazoa; Arthropoda; Insecta; Lepidoptera; Nymphalidae
Source: the annotation of a GenBank genome assembly
AUGAAACUGGAUAUUGAUGUCGUUCUGAACGAUACUCCGCAAAAUUUUUCAUUGGACUUCCGAGAUCUCUCAACAUCAAUGUACUUGACAGAUACAUAUGGUAACAAAACUUUUGAACAAAACGAGACAACAAACGAUUUCGUCUAUACAAAUCAGUUCGAUGAUGUACCUUUUAUCGUCUUUCUGGUGUUUCUCAAGUGCAUUAUCAUGUUAUUUAUUAUUUUGGCAGCAAUUUUCGGUAAUUUGCUUGUUAUUGUCAGCGUGAUGAGGCAUAGAAAACUGAGAGUUAUAACCAACUACUUCGUCGUGUCGCUAGCGUUAGCAGAUAUGUUGGUAGCGAUAUGGGCCAUGUGUUUCAACUUCAGCGUCGAAAUAACAAAUGGACAAUGGCUUUUCGGAUAUUUCAUGUGCGAUGUCUGGAACUCCUUGGACGUAUAUUUUUCUUCUGCCUCAAUUUUACAUUUGUGUUGCAUUAGUGUUGAUAGAUACUACGCUAUUGUCCAGCCUUUGGACUAUCCGCUUAUAAUGACAACAAGCAAGCUUGGAAUUAUGCUAGCUGUAGUAUGGUGUAGCCCCGCAUUGGUUUCAUUUCUUCCAAUUUUUAUGGGUUGGUACACCACAUACGAGCAUCUGGACUUUAGAAAAAGACAUCCAAAAGUGUGCAGUUUUACUGUGAACAGAGUGUAUGCAGUUAUAUCCAGCAGUGUUAGUUUUUGGAUUCCAGGCGUUAUAAUGCUAUACAUGUAUUAUCGCAUCUACGUGGAAGCAGACCGUCAAGAGAGGAUGUUGUACAGGAGUAAAGUGGCUGCCCUGCUGUUGGACAAGCAUCUUCAGAUCAACGGGAUCUCAGUUGGUGAGGUGAUGAGAGAACGUCAGAGUAUUCAGAUGCAGCCGAUGGCGAGCAGCAAAAUGAAGAGAGAGAGGAAAGCCGCAAGGACCUUAGGAAUCAUCAUGAGCGCCUUCUUAGCUUGUUGGCUGCCAUUCUUUUUAUGGUAUAUAAUAACAGCUCUAUGUGGGGAGUCCUGCCCCUCUCCACCGCCUGUAGUGGCGGCCGUGUUCUGGUUUGGCUACUUCAAUUCAGCUCUAAAUCCACUCAUAUACGCAUACUUCAACCGGGAUUUCAGAGCAGCCUUUAGAAAAACGUUGGAUUCAUGCUGCAGGUCUCUUUGCGGUAGUUUCGGACGCCGUUACUGUCACCAGCAUCGUCGUGAUCAUCACCACUCCAACGCUUCAUCAGAUAUUCAUAUGAACAACUGUGUAAAGUCUACAUCGGCUGACGUAUUACGAGCACAAGCUUCUUGUUCCAAACCAGAUGAUGUAAUUAUAAGGGCUUAG